CCUGUUCAUCCUUACUAGAGAAAAAGCAAUUAUGGUUAGUUUUUUCCUCAUAGCCUAGGUUUAUCCCGACAAACAACUCUUUCGCGAUCCUUCUGCGGUCGCGUGCGAUCGUCCGAAGGUACAGGCUUCUUCUGUGAACGGCGAAUAACGUUUUUUGACCUGUUCAAAUCAUGUUUACUUGUUGCUUAGGACAACUUAUUUACCGAAGUACAACUAGCAUUCUCUCAUUCCAUUGAUCAAUGAUCAGAAAUCUGCCCCUUUCAUUCCAUUGAAUUUGAACAUUGAUCAGUGUUGAUUAGAACUUACCUCCUAGUGCUAAAUGUUCAGCUCCUUCCGAUCAAUGUUGACAUCUCCUACUUGUACUAAAUCUUUAAUGGUGUUGAUGCUCAUUUGGGUUUUACUACUACUCCAUCUACUUCUGAGUCGUUCUAUUAAAUCUUCAACGUUCAUCAUCUACUUCUUGGAUAAUCUCCGUCUAUCCUUCUCGUAACAAUAAUCAUCUACUUCUGAUCCUUCUUCUCACAAGAGCAAAAAAGAUGUGGCGGCUAGGAACAGUGUUCUUGUCGAUCGGGUCAGUUGCCUCGCUGUCUCUGAGACGAGCACAGCCUUCACAGAAGUUAAGGCUUGCUCCCCAAUGACAAUAAGAAACUCAUCUCUUCUCUUGACAACUGUAUCUUUGAGUUUGACAUGUUUUCAAGGCAAAUAGAUAUGUUGUAGUUUCAGGGAGGGACUAGCAAAGUUAAGUAAAGAGGUUAUAUAAAAGAUGCGUUUGAACAGGGAGAUUGUGGGUAUUAUAAGGUCUAAAACAGACGACCUCUGCCAGCUCUUCCGAAACGCAGUCGUCUCGACAACUGGAGCUGUACCGAAAGCAACAAAAGGUGUAUUGGAAGAUCAGGAAUGGCUGUCUCGACCUCUACAUGCCAAGUGCCAGUCCAGAGGUGAAAACGGGCUUGGCAAGACGUGUACUGGCAACGUUGGAUCACAGGAGUACGUCCUCUACACCUGCGAGGCCAUCAUCUUGGGGGACCACCUACGACAACUCGGUUCGGUCUAAGGUCGCGAACAUUUUUUUCCGCAGUGGGCAAGAAUUUCUGAGCCCUGAAGACGUGGCGGAGUCCUGCUUAGCUUUUACGUGCACCACUCGUCUGGUCGCGCCGUGGUUGAGUGAUAGUAACAAAGGUGCAGACAUUGAUGAUAUCCUGAUGAGCCUCACCACGGACAGUAUCGAACGCCAGGUGCGAUGGAGACGGGAGGAGUGGAGAAUUCGACAGGAAAUGAAAGCAGAAUGUGAGCGGGAAGAACGGGAGCGUGAGCAGCUAGAACGGAAGCGUGAGGAGCAGCGACUGGAGGACAGGAAAGUGGGGGGCUUUCACGCGAAAAUAGCAAAAAAAUGGGAAGGGAGCUCUUCCGACGGCAUGAUCCGACUGGUAGCGAGAAUGAUGAAUAGCGGGAAAGAUGAAAAUGAAACGAAGAAAACGGACGACGGUACUGAUCUUGUAGACUCUUUGCCGUUGCGCAUCAGACCUUGAAAGUCCUCCCCUCGAACCGUAAAUCUUUUAUCAUGAGAAGCGGAAAUUCGGAGACGCUGGACUUCUUCUGAUUCCUCACAAGUGAGGUACUAGGGUGGCGUCGUGGUUAUCGGAUUUGGAAAUUUCGGUCACCGCGUGCUCGUCGUCAACUCAAUGCACAAACAUUCACUUACAAUUGGAAUUAUGGACUAUAACUCAGAGAUGAUAGAUCAUAAUACAUGAUCCCCCUGACGACGGCUCUGUAUGUCGUUAGGGAUGAGAUGACGACGAUCAUGAAUGAUGGGCAGCGGCAUACCGAACUCCAAUAAGGUCGCAGCUCGGUGCUGUUCUCGCAUACUCAUAAAUGUAUAAAUCUAUAUAACACAGCGCAACAAGUGUAUUAACUUGUUCUACGUAGUCUGUCAUUGUCUAUAUAUUUUUCUCUGAAGAAGUUAAUCUUCUAUCCCCUCAGCAUGUAUAUUUAAUCAGAGGUUACUGCCCUUAAUACGCCACGAGCAGUCGCAAGCAUGUUGUGAUGAAAGCACGACUUCGUUUUUGUGAAAAAACUGAUAAAAAACCUACACCUUAAGCACCUUAGGGAAGCUAGUACAAAAAACAAGUUCACGACAUUAUGACGAAUGGACAUACUUCUUUCGUCUAGUAAAACCAACUAUAUUUAUUUAUUAAUUAUGCAAGAGUUGACGCAUUUAAAUCAACCAUCAACAUAAAUGGACUUCCGCUUUCCACUUCCAGCCUGUGGUACUAAA
Messenger RNA from Amoebophrya sp. A25, 2275 nucleotides. The record is from the annotation of a GenBank genome assembly. NCBI's taxonomy places the organism in Eukaryota, Dinophyceae, Syndiniales, Amoebophryaceae.